Messenger RNA from Hyaena hyaena (striped hyena), 2014 nucleotides. RefSeq names its product cytochrome P450 2C41-like. The record is from RefSeq and is a predicted model, not a curated record. Gene Ontology annotation, cellular component: intracellular membrane-bounded organelle; cytoplasm. The transcript is spliced from 9 exons. NCBI's taxonomy places the organism in Eukaryota, Metazoa, Chordata, Mammalia, Carnivora, Hyaenidae. The coding region runs from base 419 to 1891 and encodes 490 amino acids. Gene Ontology annotation, molecular function: heme binding; oxidoreductase activity, acting on paired donors, with incorporation or reduction of molecular oxygen, reduced flavin or flavoprotein as one donor, and incorporation of one atom of oxygen; iron ion binding. Gene Ontology annotation, biological process: xenobiotic metabolic process.
AACUUUUUUAUAUACAAGGAUUUCCCCCUAAAUCAUAAAUUCACAAACUGGUCAUUAAUCAAAAUCCAGAAUGUUUUGCAGUUUUUGUGAUCAAAUAAUUUACUUCACUGGCUCUCAACUGGAACCAUCUAGAGUGUUUAAAAAAAAAAAAAAGAAAAGAAAAGAAAAAGAAAAACAUUACCUGGGCUCUGACCCAGACCUGUUAGAACAGAAUCUCCAGGGCAGCGUAUUAGAAGCAAAAGAAGAGUAAAAUACACAAUACUUUUGUCCUUAUCAGUGGGCCAAAGUCCUUUCAAGAGAGAGAUUAAAGUAAAUAUAGCUGAUUGGUUACCUUAUAAGCAUCACAUGUGGAAUUAGCAGUGAGUGUACAGAAGCUUUAGUCUCCAAACACACAGUUGUCUGAGAAGAGAACACUUCCAUGGAUCUACUUGUGGUUCUGGUGCUCUGUCUCUCCUGUUGGCUUCUCUUUUCUCUCUGGAAACAGAAUCCUGGGAAGGGGAAGCUCCCGCCUGGCCCUCAUCCUCUCCCUUUUAUUGGAAAUAUCCUACAGGUAGAUGUGAAGGACAUGGGCAAAUCUUUAUGCAAUCUCUCAAAAACCUAUGGCCCAGUUUUUACUCUGUAUUUGGGCAUGAAGCCUGCUGUUGUGCUGCAUGGAUAUAAGGCAGUAAAGGAAGCCCUGAUUGAUCUAGGAGAACAGUUUUCUGCAAGAGGAAGUUUCCCAUUAGCUGAAAGAGUUAAUAACGGACAUGGAGUCCUUUUCACCAAUGGAAAGACAUGGAAGGAGAUGCGCCGCUUCUCCCUCCUGACCCUGCGGAAUUUGGGGAUGGGGAAGAGUGAACUUGAGAGCCGAGUUCAAGAGGAAGCCUACUACCUGGUAGAAGAGUUGAGAAAAACCAACGCCUUACCCUGUGACCCCACUUUUGUCCUGGGCUGUGCUCCCUGCAAUGUGGUCUGCUCCGUUAUUUUCCAGAAUCGUUUUGAUUAUACAGAUCAGAUCUUAAUUGGCCUCCUGGAAAGAUUUAAUGAAAACUCCAAGAUUUUGAGCUCCUCAUGGAUCCAGAUCUACAAUAGUUUCCCUGCUCUCAUUGAUUAUCUCCCAGGAAGUCAUCGAAAAAUAUUUAAAAAUUUUACUCGUACAAAAAAUUAUAUUUUGGAGAAAAUGAAAGAACACCAAGAAUCCUUGGACAUUAACAAUCCUCGGGACUUCAUUGAUUAUUUCUUGAUCAAAAUAGAACAGGAAAACCACAAACAGCAGUUGGAAUUCACUUGUGAAAACUUGGUAGCCACUGCAAGCGAUUUGGUUGGAGCUGGGACAGAGACAACAAGCACCACGCUAAGAUUUGCAAUUCUGCUCCUGCUGAAAUAUCCAGAAGUCACAGCUAAAGUCCAGGAAGAGAUUGACUGUGUAAUUGGCCGACACCGGAGACCCUGCAUGCAGGACAGGAGCCGCAUGCCCUACAUGAAUGCAGUGUUGCAUGAGAUCCAGAGGUACAUUGACCUUGUCCCGGUCAACCUGCCUCAUGCAGUGACCCAUGAUGUUAAAUUUAGAAACUAUGUCAUUCCCAAGGGCACAACCAUAUUAAUAUCACUGACUUCUGUGCUACAUGAUGACAAAGAAUUCCCCAACCCAGAGAAAUUUGACCCUUCCCAUUUCCUGGAUGAUAGUGGCAACUUUAAGAACAGUGACUACUUCAUGGCUUUCUCAGCAGGAAAACGGAGUUGUAUGGGAGAAAGCCUGGCCCGUAUGGAGCUGUUUUUAUUCCUGACCUCCAUUUUACAGAAUUUUACCCUGAAACCUCUGGUCGACCUAAAAGACCUUGACACCACCCCAGUCGCCAGCGGGUUUGGACAUAUCCCACCUCCCUACCAGCUUUGCUUUAUUCCUUUGUGAGGAAGGGCAGACCAUCCGGCUGCUGCUGUGCUGUUGUAACUCCUCGUCCUCUUGGGUGUCACCCGCCUCCUUCUCACUAUUUGGGAUGCUUUCUCUGACCUCUCACCUCAUAUUUCCUCGUUG